GUCAACUUCCGGAAAGCAUGGAAAUGGCAAAUAACGAAGAUUUAUACGAACGGUGUCUUUUCUUCUAAGUAAAAUAAUUAUUGAAGCUUAAAUUUAUACAAAAAUCAUUCCAUUUUAACUAUGGGGAAAUCCGGGCAUCACAAGAAAGAAAAUACUUUCAGGUUCCAAACCUUUUCAGAAAGGAUUACCAACAUAAACAUAGAUGUCAUACAUCAAAUACGACACCAUGACGACACACCAGAGGAAACUUUGUCCUACUUUGGAGAAGCUUUGCACAAACAGUCUGAACUCAACUGUACAGAUCAUUUUGCACAUUUCAAGAAAGAGAUAUCAGAUCAGGUCCAGACAUUUGCUCAGCUUGUCUACCAUGAGGAAAAUAUUGUAUCAGCCCUUAAGAAGCAUCUUGUUGUUGCAAACAGCAUGGCCCUUCCAGCACUACUUGAUUUGCUGGUUCAGUUAGCAAGAGAUUUACAAGCAGACUUUUAUCGACAUUUUCAUGAAUUCUUCGAUAUUCUUGUCAAACUUCUCAACACUUACACACAUGAUGUUGAAGUUUUGGAGAGCACCUUCACCUGCCUUUCCUAUAUCUUCAAGUUUCUAUGGCGCUACCUGCUGAAAGAUAUACAACUUGUUUACAGGUAUUUUUCAUCCUUGCUUGGCAAGCAGUACAAGGAGUAUGUACGUAACUUUGCAGCUGAGAGUUUUGCAUUCCUUAUGAGAAAGGCAAAAGAUCCUUCAGCAUUGUUCGAUUUCUUGUUCUCUACACUUGAAGAAGAACCAGAUAAAGCAGAGGGGAUUGGUAGAUUGUUGUUUGAAAUGAUGAAAGGAGUGAAAGAACAGUUCCACAGCUGUACAGCUAAGGUUUUUCCUGUACUGAUGAAGAAGCUGGGUCCUCAGGAGAAACAAGUAGUGUUACCAUGGCAACAAGUGGAAGUUUCCAUGACAACAUUAAUUGUAUCAAUGACAGGUCAUUCCAGUAAGGAGCAUAUGACACAGAUAUGGGACAUGCUGCUGGCAUCUUUAACUGAGACCUAUGGUAGAUGGAAUAGUAAAAAGAAAAACUCGGAGAAACUGAAAGUGACAGAAACCCUGGAGAGGCAGUUAAGACUGAUUAAACUAUUGAUGGAAUUUCACGAUGGAAAGUUGAUAGCUAAACCUGAUGCUAUAGCCAAGAUUUUGAUAGAUUUUCUACGAGGUCCCAGUCUAUCAGACUCUACUGGACUGGUUCUGUUGGAGGUUUCUGGUUGCCUGUUGUUAACCAGUCAUACAAAACUGGAGAUUGAGAAUACUUCUAAACUUAUCCCUUCAGUAUUCAAGACAAGCUAUCCUGUACACAUGAUAUUUGACUUCACAAGAAGGUUAUUUGACCUUGCCCUCUUUGAGAAGGAUGUUCUACCAUCCCUCCUCAAGUACUGUGAGGGAUGUAUGAGUGAUGGUGAGGAGGUAGAGGAACAAACACUAUUGUUAAUUACUCAGUUACUACUCAAUAAGUGUCCGCUACCUGCUGAUGGCAAUCAACUGGACCAGAUGGAUACAUACAUGUUAGAUUUUGGAACAGGAUCAUCAAAGUUUCCAGGGUACAUUAAAAUGUGUGUAGAAACCAAUGUGGAAACAGAGAGCAUCACCAGUGUGGCUAGGGUGUGGGCAGCUUUAGUAUGUUUGCCUCAUGUCAGACCUUUAAAAGAUAAUGGAAAACAUGUAGAAAUGCUAUCUAAAUUGAUUGUGAAUUUAAUGAACUCUGAAGUUGACUCUGGAAAUUCAAGUGAGAAUCAUGACUUUCUGGCUUGCCAAGCUCUGGUUUCCAUGGUGAUGAUUUUGCAGAAUGAGGAUGUAUUCCAGCAUGUUCCUCUCGAUUCUGUCAUCAAGUGUGUAUGUGAGAGAAGCAAGAAUGUACACAUGUUGAGGCUGGUGGAUAUUUACUUUACACAUGCUGUUAAUAUGAAACAUGAGGAUGUUUUACAUGUUGAUACGCUACUAAGAAUAUUCCCAGUUCUACAGGAAAAUCUCUCAUCACCCCACUCUCUGGUUCGCUUACAUACAUUGAGAAUAUUUUCUAGCUUUGAUCUUCCUUUACCACCAACUGACUUUGAAGUUUUAGAUAUUUUCACAAUUUGCCUCUGUGCGGAGACGACUGCAGCCAACGUACAUGAAUAUCGUGAAAAGUUGAGACAUCUUCAGAAAUUAGAUUAUACAACAGUACAAAACAGUAUCCCUGCAGGUCCUUUCAGUCAGGUUCCACUGAGAUAUUUAAUUGGAAGUUUGUUUGUGAAUUUCAAACUGCUGUGGGAACCAAUCAGAACCCUGAUAUCUAGUCAUGCUCACAAUAUGGAGAGAGAUGCAUUUUGGGAAGUAUUCUCUCAACAGUUAGAAGUUGCUGCAGAAAGAGCAGAAGUAGAAUUGUUUGGCAAAUCAUCUGCAAAGAUAGCAGAAACAGAAGACGGACAGACAGACGGUAUAAUAUCGGUAUUCACACAUACUGUUCAAGAGCUUAACAGUUGUGCAGAACCUCAGCCCAGUUACAGCAACUUCAGGGUCCAGAUGUGGAAAACCAUGCAUGAAUUCCCAGAGAAAUGCUCCUCAAAAUCUAGAGUCUUUGUACCUUUGUUGUUUAGGUUUCUGAAGAAUGAAUACUACCUGACAGAUUUAAGUGUUGCACCAAGUCAGAAUGUGCUGAGACAGAUACAAGAACAGGUUGCCAUGGAAACAGACACUGAGGAAUCAAAUACAUUAAACAGUGAAAAAUCGAAUAAUGUAGAAAUGAAAGAAGAUGAAACUCAGAUGUCACAAAAGUUGCGAAAAAGGAAACAAAAUGAAAAUGACUCAGAUGAGUCUAGUGAUGAUGAUGAUGUAGAAAAUGUGAGACGAUAUACUAGAAGUAGAACUGCUAAUAUUAAACCUGAUGGAACUGAAGAAAUGAAAGCUGAUGUUGAGAUAGGUAGAGUUAGGACUAGAAGUCAGUGCAGUGUAGAUGAUGAAUCAAGUGAAACUAAAAAAGUAUCAAAGAAGUUGAGAACUAGAGGUAGAAAUCAUAGUGAAACAGAAGAAUCUGACAUUGAUCUAAAUGUGAGAAAGAAGAAGGGGGAUAUCCAGUCAAGAAUUCAAACAAGAAGUAUGGAUGAUAGCGAAAGUGAAGCAGAAAAGUCAGGUAAAAGUAAAUUGAAAAAAGCAACUCCUGUAAGAAGAAUGAGGACUAGAUCUUCCCAAGUUGAUACAAGUGAAGAGGAGAUGUCUGAUGAUGAUGAUGAUGAAGAAAAGGAAGAGGAUAAUAGUGAUACAGAAGGUGACAAUGUUGAGGAAGAAAACAAACUCAAGGAAAAGAAAAGGUUAAGUGCAAUACAUGAGACUAAUGAUGAAAUGGAAGUGGUUAUGAAUGAGAAAGACAUGAAGGAAAUUGAGAAAGACACUGACAAGGGAAAGGAGAAGAAAGGUGGCAUUAACAAAGAUAAAUCAAGUAAACAUGAUGAGGGUAAAGCUGUUGUGAAGAAGCAAAGGAAAGCUGCAGCCAGUUCUCUGUUAGUACAGCUUGAACUGUUUGCAAAGUUUAAAGAUCCAAAAUCUAUGUUUAUGGAAUCUCAACUCAGACAACUCUAUUUUGAUUUACUUGUACAUAAAAAUGCAGAUGUACAAAGAACAGCUUUUCAGUGUAUUCUGACAUACAAGUAUAAAUAUCUUAUACCAUAUAGGGAAAAUUUUAACAGACUUCUAGAGGAUAAGUCGUUCAAGAAUGAGAUAGUUCUGUUCAGUAUUGACAAUGAAAACAGUGUUAUAGACAAGGAACAUAGAGCAGACGUUCUUCCUAUUCUCAUGAGAAUAUUAUAUGGGAAGAUGCAUGUAAAAACAGGGAAAGGGACGGCUGGAAAACAGUUUAGCAAGAUAAGACAGUCUAUAGUGUUACGCUUCCUCAAUGGCUGUCAGAAUGAAGAACUGAAAAUGUUUAUAGACCUUGUGUUUACUUCAUGUCAGCAGUUUAUUACAGAAAAUCCUUACAAGAUGGCUCAAGAUAUAAAAGAAAAUACUGAUUUAACAAACGUUCUACCUGUGAAGAAAAUGCAAGGGGCUUUGAAUUCUAUAGAUAUGAUCUUUAAGAAGCUGGGUCACCUGAUGGACUCAUUUCUUCCAAGUAUUAUACAGAUGAUAGUUGGACUGGGCACACUGUGCGGUGUAUUACUUGAGAAUCGCAACAGAUUGGUACCCCAUGUAAUCAAUCCCCUCAAAGACAUCAGACAGAAUUCUAUUUAUAGAAUGAUUCAGAUACUGGAAGAUUACGACAAGUAUCCUUGGAGACCAGUUGAGUUGGAUGCCAUGUUUGAGGCCCUGGUGUGGCCCCAACUUGAUAAACUUUCGUUUGAGGGUCUCUACCAUCCUACCCCAUUGCUAAAGUUACUGUUGUGCUGCACAAAGAAUCCUAGGUAUUUCUCAUUGCUGGGAAAACAUCACAAAGACAAACCAGAAUUAUCUCCCCUACCACAGAUAAUGAAACUUCUGCUGAAGAAAGAUGUCUCUAGUCAUGUGACAAGCUGUAUCAUGGAGAUGGUUUAUAAUCUUCUAGAAGAAACGGAUGAAGAAGAAGAGGUCAAGGUCAUUGAGGUCAAUAGUAUGAUCAACCUGCAAUCUGCUGAAAACGUCAAAGAGAGUGAUAUAGGAAUAAGGCUGAUACUACCCCAUGUGCCAGACAUUCUAGCUUACAUCCAGACUUUUGUUUCUACACUGAAUACACAACUUCAUAAGAAAAGUAAAAUCUCAGGCAAAGAACUUGACAUUCUUUCCAGAGUCAGCAGCUUUGUCCAGGAUGAGGAGAUGAGUGCAACACUUGUCAAUCUCUUACUGCCCUUCUUGAAUCCAAAAUAUGCAAAACCUCAGAAAGUAGAAGAGGACAUAUUGACAAGUAUACUCAAUCUACUAAAGCAUAUCUCAGACAGGAUGCCUUUCUUCAAACCUAUCAGUAAAUUGUUUGCCACCCUGCCACAGAGGCCAUCCAGACUGCUGCUCACUCAAGCUUUUACUGUUAUUUGUGAAGAAGAUGAGGAUCUCAAACCACUUGGUGUUAUUGUACAACGGUUGAACUCCUGGGAUCGUACACGUAUGGACGAGCCAGAUUACAUGUUGCGGCUGGAAGGUUACAGGUCAGCGACCAGUCUGUUGAAGAGUAUGGUUGCCAUGGAUACAAGGAUCUGUCUCACUUUAAUAUAUAACUGCUGUUUCUUUAUAUCUACAGUAGAAGAUAUGUCUCUACGUGAUAGCUCCACACUAUGUAUGGUUACCAUGGUGAACCAGUUUGGUGUCCUACCUUUUGAUGAGGGGACUUACAAAAAAGUGAUAAUUUUGACUCUAUUACAACAAAUUAAAACUGGACUUCGGAGCAAAAAACAGACUGUGUUCCAUGAGUUUGUCACUAUAUUAGCUACAUUGGUGGAUACAUUUGGAGACCAGCCUACAUUUACAGAUCUCAAGCCUCUGCGUGAUAAAGAUAUUGAUGCAGAUUUCUAUGAGAAUAUCAAACAUAUUCAGGUAUACAAAAGAUCAAGAGCUCUGCGUCGACUGAUCAAGUACCUAUAUUCCAACAAAGUGAAUUUUGACACCCUGACCAAUAUAUUCCUACCAAUGGUGUCAUCAUUCCUGAUAGAUGACCUGUACAAGAAACAUACCACUGUACUUGAUGCAGCUGUAGAUGCUAUAGGAACAAUAUGUAAACUGUUGCCAUGGAAAUCUUAUCUCAACCAGCUAAGACAUUAUUUAACUUUACUGUCAAGGAAGUUGGAAAAACAGAAGCUACUUGUGAGAGUGAUUGUGUCAGUACUUGAUAAUUUCCACUUUGACUUGAGUAAGUCAACAUUGAAUGUUAAGAAUACACCAGUACCUAAAGUAGAGAGGGAGCCCGAGGAGAAACCCAGCAUACAACCUGAUCAGGUGGAUUUACAGAAAGAUGAAGAAACUGCAACAGAAGAUGCUGAAGAACCUGUAACAGAGAUAAAUGAGGAAGGGGAGACUACUGAGGUAGAACUAGAUAAAGGGAAACAACUCUGUUCUGAACCAUUAGCUACCAAGAUACAUGGAACUAUUUUGAAAAGUGUUAUACAUCAGUUACACAGAAUUCUAGUACAGAAGGCACGGAGUGAUGGAGAGCAUAAAAUUGUGAAAUCAAAGUAUGCUGAGGAUGAGGAGAUUCUGAGAGUGCCUAUAGCUCUUGCCAUGGUGAAAUUGUUACAGAAUCUGCCUAGAGGGGCACUGGGAAGGUACCUUCCAGGGAUCUUGCUGAAAGUUUGUAACUUCCUCAAGUCAAGGUCUAUAGAGAUAAGGAACACGUCUCGAGACACACUAGUCAAGAUACAGACCACGCUCGGUCCACGGUUCUUCCCGUUUAUCUUGUCGGAACUGCGUGGAACCCUGAGACGUGGAUACCAGCGUCACGUUUUGUGUUACACAGUUCAUCAGUUGUUGAAGCAUAUGGAGUCAGUGGUUAGACCUGGCGAUAUUGACAUUUGUCUAAAGAAUCUACAGGAGGUAUUGAAUGAGGAGAUAUUUGGUGAGGUAUCAGAUGAGAAGGUCGUAGCAGGGAUCAAGGCCAAGGUGUUUGAGGCAAGAAGCAGUAAAAGUUACGAGUCAUACGAGUUUAUCGCUCGGUACAUCAGUCCUGGAUCUUUGAUGAAAUUUCUAGAACCAAUCAAGAAGAUUCUAGAUUCAACCAGUAGUCACAAGUCAGCUAGGAAGGUUCAUGAAGUUUUGAAGCGUGUUACUGCUGGUCUCCUUGACAACAAGAAUGUCACCACAGAAACACUGCUAGUGUUUGUUCAUGGUUUAACCACCCAGACUUUACCUAUGCUGUCCGAAGAGAAAGUUGCACCUAAGGUAGAGAAUACCAAGAACCAGCCAGGAAAACAGCCUCCCAGUUGUCUUCUAAUACCUAAAGCUGCUCCCCGUGGUGGUCUGAAACCUAAAGCUAGCAAGAAAACCAACAAACAUGUACUUGUGGAAUUUGGACUACAACUGUUGAGUAUGUGUUUGAAAAAGCAGAAGAUUGUGAAGACAGACAGUUCACACCUCCAGAUGUUAGAUCCUCUUGUAGCUAUGUUAGCGGACUGUCUCUACUCCAAAUAUGUCUUGGUGAAUGCAAACAGUCUUAGAGUACUUUGUAAGAUUUUGAAGUUUCCAAUUCCGUCUUUAGAAACGCACAUCUCUAGGAUCUCCAGUGGAAUGUUUAUAUUACUCCGCAAUUAUGCCUCUGCUGGAGCAGCAAGGGGAGAUAAUUUGGAGCUGGUCUCCAUGCUAUUUAAGGCAAUUACAGUGUUAGUGAGAGAAGUGAAAUUUUACAAUCUAGAGCCAGGUCAGCUGCAGGUUCUGCUGACAUUCUGUGAGGAAGAUAUUCAUGACUUUAAUAGACAAAGUACUGCUUUCUCAUUGCUCAAGGCAAUAUUGUCACGUAAACUUGACAUACCAGAGAUACACGAGUUGAUGAAGAAAGUGGAGGAAAUGUCAAUCUCAGCUGAGACCGCCCAUGUUCAGAGAGAAUGUAGACAGGCAAUGAUGCAGUAUUUACUGGAUUAUCGACAUGGUAAGAAGUUAAGAGGUCAUCUACAGUUCUACGUCUCUAACCUCACCUUCGAGCUGGAGACUGGGCGAGAAUCAGCGCUUGAAAUGUUGGCUUCCUUCUUCACAUCCUUUCCACAGAAUUUGUUAGCUGAAUAUUCGGGUUUAUUCUUUGUUCCUAUGGCAGCCAGUUUAGCCAAUGAUGAGUCAGCAAAAUGCCGAAAAUUAAUUGCGCUUGCCAUAAAGACUUUGUUGGGAAAACUUGAGCAUAAUUCUAGAACCAGUCUGUUUGGAAUUGCCUUGAAAUGGUUUAUGGAUGAGAAGUUAAGACACAGAAGCCUGGCAGCCCAGUUAUGUGGCUUAUUUGUAGAGGUAGAGAGUGCUCAGUUUGAGUCGAGGUUGUCAGAUACACUUCCUGUGAUAGAACAACAGUUAGAGCCAGGCAAAUAUAAACAGGUUGAUUCAGCAUCAUUAGAACACGACCAGGAUCUGAUGAUAUAUCACACAUUGAACACUCUACUGAAGAUUCUCAGGGAAUGUAGUCAGCUGGUUACCAGCUCGAAAUGGGAAACCAACAUGAAUGUUAUAUGGGAGCAUGUCGUGACCUACCUGAGCUAUCCUCACAUCUGGGUACAACUUGCUGCAUCACAGCUGUUUGGCUUGUUGUUUGCUGCUUGGCCUCCAGAUCAGCUGGUAACCAAGGCAACCAAAUCAUCUACCCAGUAUAUAAGUGUAGACACAUACAAAAAGCUGAGGACUCUGUCAGGUGAUUUUCUCACACAACUACAGUCAGAACUUCUCAAUGACGAGCUAGCUAGUCAGGUGAUAAAGAAUAUGAUAUUCCUGACGAAGUGUGCGAGAUAUAUGUCCCAGAUAGAGCAGGAACCUGGGGAGGGGGAGGAAGAGGAUAAGGUUAAAGGUCUAUCUGUACUCUGGUUGGUCAGAAAGAUGGUUAGAGAGGCCAAUCAUGAGGCCAUAAAUAACAAUAAGAUGACAAUAAAGAGAAUACAUGUAUUCAAGUGGCUUGCAGCAGUGGCAUUAGACAUUGGUGACACUAUGGAAACUAACGUGUUAAAUGCCAUGUUACCUCCCCUGCAGAGAGAACUCAAUGAUCAGUCCAUGUAUCAAGAUGCAAGUUUAAGGAGCCUGGCUCAAGAGGUAGUAGAUUUAUUGAAGAAAACAGUAGGAGUGGAGAAGUUUACAGGUUCCUAUGCUAGCACACAGAAAGUACGAGCGGAGAGGAAAGAUGAGAGGAAAAGACAGAGAGCAGUCCAGGCUGUUGCUAAUCCAGAGUUGCAUGCAAAGAGAAAGUUAAAGAAGAACUUGAACAAGAUAGAGGCAAAAAAGAGAAAAAUUGAACAUUUCAAGCCUUCUAAGAAAGCAAAGAAGAGAAAAUAUCAGGAAUUUGCUAUAACAGACUAAAUCUAAUGGGUUGUUUUGCAAGUGUAUGCCAAAAAAUUGUUGCGAUGAUGAAUGAGUGACUGUUGUG
Molecule: messenger RNA, 9013 nt
Organism: Mercenaria mercenaria
Lineage: Eukaryota; Metazoa; Mollusca; Bivalvia; Venerida; Veneridae
Product: small subunit processome component 20 homolog
Exons: 57
Coding region: 121-8946 (2941 amino acids)
Cellular component (GO): nucleolus; small-subunit processome; 90S preribosome
Source: RefSeq, a predicted model, not a curated record